UUUUUUUUCUUGCCAACCACCAGCGCCAGACAACAAGCACCACCAACCACCACCACCAGCCAACAACCAGAACCAUGAGCGCCGAAGUUGAGGAGACACUCAAGCGCAUCUCCGGCCACAAGGGCGUCGAAGGCAUUGUGAUUCUCAACAAAGAAGGCAUUGCCAUCAAGUCCACGUUGGAUCAGACAGCCACAACACAGUAUGCAGGCCUCAUUUCCUCGAUUGCUGCACAGGCGAGCCACGUCGUGCGGGAGCUUGACCCACAGGAUGGAUUGACGUUCCUCAGACUGCGAUCAAAGAAACACGAGAUCAUGGUGGCACCAGACAACGAUUAUCUGCUCGUCGUCAUCCAAAACCCAACUGACGCCUAAGCUCAAGCUCCCCUUCAUCUCCACACUUCCUCAUCCUCGUUGUUCUGCGCUUGCUUCUUUCCUUGAUAUGUGUGUGCAUGCUGCAUGCUGAACGGUUGAUGUCCUGCUGUGCAAUCGUGAGUCUUGUGACUUGGUGUGUGUGUGUGUGUGUCUGCCUGCCUGUCUGUUCAUCUGUGCUGCGUUGCUUUUUUUUUUGGUUACAGUUACGACACAUGCCUGUGUGUGAUGGCCAUGUGCAUGUGUGACUUGUUGGUGGUAAUGUUGUCGCAGCUUGUUGUGUAAUAGACGCUCCCCGACACACCUCGUCAUCGCUGCCAAGUUUU
Molecule: messenger RNA, 694 nt
Organism: Salpingoeca rosetta
Lineage: Eukaryota; Choanoflagellata; Craspedida; Salpingoecidae
Product: dynein light chain roadblock-type 1
Exons: 5
Coding region: 75-371 (98 amino acids)
Biological process (GO): microtubule-based movement
Cellular component (GO): cytoplasmic dynein complex; cytoplasm; centrosome
Molecular function (GO): dynein intermediate chain binding
Source: RefSeq, a predicted model, not a curated record